Molecule: messenger RNA, 1614 nt
Organism: Fopius arisanus
Lineage: Eukaryota; Metazoa; Arthropoda; Insecta; Hymenoptera; Braconidae
Product: lysosomal protein NCU-G1
Exons: 6
Coding region: 114-1310 (398 amino acids)
Cellular component (GO): lysosome
Source: RefSeq, a predicted model, not a curated record
AAAUCAACGGAAAACACUCGGGAGCCAGUGGCAGACAAUAAUUGUCUUUUGACAACAAUGUGACAGUUGACGGCUGUCAAUUGUCCUGGAUAAUUGAUAAAUCAGUGUAAAAAAUGUGGAACUGGAGAUAUGCAGUGAUUGUCCUGGGAAUUCUGGUGGAAUCGUGUGUUGGAUCUCGAAGAAUCUUGUUUUCGGAGCUGAAUCCGGGUUGUGGUGCCAAAUGCACGGAAUUAAAUGUUACGACCUUUUAUUUGAGAGCUCAGGGGCCCAACGAUACUCUCCACUAUCUAUGGGACUUUGUCCAAAGGCCUGGGAUACUUUUGGCUGUCACUGCCAAUUCUGUCAAGUUAAAUAUCAGUUGGGACGACUAUUUAAUUAAUCAGCCGAAGUCUAUAAGUUUUACUCAGGAGCCUGUCUACACGUUUGGGGUUUCUAUUGAAAAGGUGCUCGAAUUCGAUGAUGCGAAUGAUAACGGUCACGUGGACACUGUUCCUGAUGAGAAGGUCAAUAUCCUGAGGCCAGAGAAUUUUGUCUGGUCUCGUAAGAGCGAGCAGGGUAACGAGAAUUUCGUGGAGCUCCAUAUGAACGGAGAAAAUUACUACGACCCAAUGAAAAAUAUUUCGAGACGUGGAAACAUUCGAGUGGUGCUGAACGGAUUCUGCAGUCUGGAGCACUCGGAUGUGAUGCCCCACAUGUUGCACUCUGAAAAUUCAACCCAAGUAGAUUUUAUAAUAGAAAAUUUAGAGCCUAACAAGACAUUCACGAGGAGUAGAUUUGGAAUGGAGCUGCUGAUCGUGAGCCAAGAGAGUCCCCAGGUCCCAAUGUCUAUUGAUUUCAAGAAAAGUUUGGACGAUGAACACACCCCAGGAAUUUUCGAGGUUGUUGAAUUAAGGACCCCCUGGAAAUUGAUAAAUAAAGGAAUUGAAGAGGCAGAGGCGUAUUUGCAGUGGCGACCAGUGUCCUACACAACGUCAGACCGUGACGUUACGAGCUCCACCGACGUAAUCCAUUAUCAGCUGAGAAAUUGCUCAAAUAUUGAUAAAAAAUCAAUACUGUAUGCAUAUUACGGUGGCCACAGGGCUGACCUACUGAUGGAGAAGAUAAACAUAACGAUUGGAUCGUCUGGGGAUGGUUUUUACACUAAAACCAAUUAUUCAACCUGGACUUUUAUCGUCGGGUAUGGAACACCACCUGAUGAACAGUUCUCAUAUUUGGUGAUAAUGAUACUGUCGAUAGGGGUGGGUCUACCUGUCCUCAUAAUGUCGGUUGCUGCCUUUUAUGCUUGUGUCAGGAGACUCAGGACGUCGUAGGAGUAAAUGCCGUAUUUUUCUCAGGUGGAGAAAAAUCUCAAAACAAUCGUUCAAACCAAUCCGUGAAAGACAUGACGAAUUUUUUUUAAUAUAAACUAUUGAUAAAUUAUUUUCUACUGAUUAGUUCGCUCAAUGUCUGAUCGCAUUUAUCAAUUGUCUAGUUAGUAAUAUUGAGAGAUGCUUUCAUUCGCGGGCUAGAUCUAUGGAAAAAUAUUUGUACAGGUGGAAAAAUUGUGUAAUUUCAAAGUGAAUUUGUUAUCGUAAUAUAUGUGUUGGACAUGAGAAUUACAUGUGAUUUUUUGUA